AUGCCCCCAGACAUUCAUUCACUCCGUUUCACGUCAACGGUAUUCUAUCUAUGUCAUUUUGUUCAUAUCUAUCUAUCUAUCUAUCUAUCUAUCUAUCUAUCUAUCUAUCUAUCUAUCUAUCUGAUUUUGUUCAUAUCUAUCCAUCUCAUUUUGUUGAUAUCUAUCUAUAUAUCUAUCUAUUACAAUUCGUUCAUAUCUAUCUCAUUUUAUCCAUAUCUAUCUAUAUAUGUCACAUUUCGUUCAUAUCUAUCUAUCUCAUUUUGUUCAUAUCUAUCUAUAUAUCUAUUUAUCACAUUUCGUUUAUAUCUAUCUAUCUAUCUAUCUAUCUAUCUUUCACAUUUCGUUCAUAUAUAUCUAUCUAAAUUUUGUUCAUAUCUAUCUCGUUUUGUUCAUAUCUAUCUAUCUAUCUAUCUCAUUUUGUUGAUAUCUAUCUAUCUAUCUAUCUAUCUAUCUAUCUAUCUAUCUAUCACAUUUCGUUCAUAUCUAUCUAUCUAUCUAAAUUUUGUUCAUAUCUAUCUAUCUAUCUAUCUCAUUUUGUUCAUAUCUAUCUAUAUUAUCUAUCACAUUUCUAUCUAUCUAUCUAUCUAUCUAUCUAUCUAUCUAUCACAUUUCUAUCUAUCUAUCUAUCUAUCUAUCUAUCUAUCACAUUUCGUUCAUAUCUAUCUAUCUAUGUAUCUCAUUUUGUUCAUAUCCAUCUAUAUAUCUAUCUAUCACAUUUCUAUCUGUCUGUCUAUCUAUCACAUUUCGUUCAUAUAUAUCUAUCUAUCUCUUUUUGUUCAUAUCUACCACAUUUUGUUCAUAUCUAUCUAUCUCAUUUUGUUCAUAUCUAUCUAUCUAUCUAUCUUCUAUGGGCACUUCGACAUUGUGCCUCGUCUCUCUCUUUCUCUCUCUCUCUCUCUCUCUCUCUCUCUCUCUCGGGCUGUCUCUUUUUUUUCUUUUUCUUGUUAA
Molecule: messenger RNA, 948 nt
Organism: Acanthosepion pharaonis
Lineage: Eukaryota; Metazoa; Mollusca; Cephalopoda; Sepiida; Sepiidae
Source: the annotation of a GenBank genome assembly